This is a messenger RNA of Pungitius pungitius (ninespine stickleback), 2437 nucleotides long. Its product is annotated as SPRY domain-containing SOCS box protein 4. Gene Ontology annotation, molecular function: protein binding. Gene Ontology annotation, biological process: proteasome-mediated ubiquitin-dependent protein catabolic process. Bases 1246 to 2238 code for a protein of 330 amino acids. The transcript has 3 exons. Gene Ontology annotation, cellular component: SCF ubiquitin ligase complex. NCBI's taxonomy places the organism in Eukaryota, Metazoa, Chordata, Actinopteri, Perciformes, Gasterosteidae. The record is from RefSeq and is a predicted model, not a curated record.
UUGUUUAAAUUAAAAAGAAAUGUUACAAAUCUACUGUAGAUGACCUACUUUCCUUGCAUGAAAGUAGGUCAGGCUUGCAGGCAAUACAGACCUCAGUCAUGGCUGUAGCCUUAACAAGGCUGAACAGAUUGGGAACAUCAACCUUGUUUACUAGUCCUACAAAAUAGAGAGGGGACAGAGUUGUGGGUAGGGUUUCUUUUUUAAAAGCUACACAAAACAAAUUUGCAAAUAUAUUUUUAAUAAUCAUUUCAUUUAGUGUUUACUAAACUUUUUUGUCUUGGGACCUACUAAUUCACUACAGGUCUUAUAUCAAGAGGAAUGCAAAUUUGCACUAACCAGUUUUAAUGCCAUCUCCAAAUAAACUUAGCUUAUCUUAAAGCAACCAUUGUUAAGAUAUAUUAAUAUACAUUUGACAAAUCCCAAAUGAGAUCAAAUGAAUGCAUUUAGGCAGCGUUGAUGAAUAAAUUCAUUCAAGUAUCUCGCAGAAGUGAUUAAGUUGAAUUCUCCCCAUUCACACGAGCUCUCUGGUGACAUCAGGACCACAGAAAGCCUUUACAUCUUCCACAGACACACCUCUUCGGACUAUACCUCGACUAAAAACGCUAAGAAAUAGUAGCAUUAUUAUAGUUCAGAGCCAUUAUAAAUACAAUUUAUCUAUAAUAAGUUGUAAAUCGGCUUCGUUUAAAAACUAAAUGAAUGCCAAAGAAAUAAAAUAGCAAAUUAGACGGCAGCAUACAUCAAUAUAUUGAAAAGCAAGAACAACUAUAAGUAUAGAUUUAAAUUUGCCAAACUAAAGUCGAAGACGGCGACCAGGGUUAAAUCGCCCAUCUCGCCGUUCCUCUCUGUGCGCAUGCGCGCUCGGGAAUAAUGAGUCGAUUCGGCAUCUAUUUUAUUUUCCUUUUUUUGCUAAUCAAAAGCCCAAGUUUGAUCCUCUUCUUGUGUUUCGCCAUUUAUGUUUACAUUCAUUACAGGACGCGAUAAGAAAACGGGAGGGGGGAAGAUACAAACUGAUAACAGCUGAUGAUCUCAGGAUGGACCGCGGAUGUCGGACGUUAUCACCACGGUUUCUUUUCAGUUUACAAACACGUCACGGGAUCUCGUCCUUGUCACUGCGUCAAUCUCGAGUGAUGGACUGUGCUGUUCCCGGCCCGGAGGUCGUCCCGAAAAAAAGGGCGUAACGGUUACGUUACCGAGCUGCGAUAAGACGCGAGAGAUGCUCGAUAAGAGACCGGUAUAAGCGCGCGCAUGGAGGACGUCACCGAGCAGCCUGAAGCUGAGCCGCCGCAGAGAGGGGACUCUGCAAAAACGAGCCGCUGUUCUCUGAUCAUACCUAGCAGGAGCCCUGCCCGUGUGUUCACCUCCAUGGGUGUCUUACUGUCAGUUUGGCUGUGCAACAGAGAAGACAGUAGCCCUCUCUCCUCUUCGUCAGCUUUCCCCCCUCUGGCAGUCCCCAAAUCCUCUCGCCUGGCAGUCACUCUGAACUCCUUUCCGGUCGCUCCAGCAGAUGGUCGCUCACACUGGAGCCCGGUGCACCGCUCACCUCACUUCCUGCUGUCGGCCUGCAAACAGGAAGCCACGCGGUCACCCGUUGAGCUGAGCAGCGAUGGGGUGCGGGCAGAAAUGGGGGUGAAGAGCGGGCUUCAUGUGUGGGAGCUGCUGUGGAGCCCCAACGACAGGGGAAGCCAUGCCGUCAUAGGCGUUUCCAGGCAGAGCUGCCCCUUGCAGGCCUCUGGGUACAACGUGCUUAUUGGUCGAGACUCGCAGUCCUGGGGCUGGGAACUCAAAACCAAUCAGCUCUGGCAUGCCGGCAAGAGUCCUGGUACUUACCCAAGAACGAGGAGGAGACGCCACUCUGAGGCUGUGGAGGGUUUUAGGAUCCGGUCUUCCACUUCAUCCCACACAAAGGUGGCACUGACAACUCUUUCUAUCCCUGAGCGCAUCCUGUUGGUCCUGGACGCCGACGCAGGGACUCUGGGAUUUGUUGUUGAUGGCAGCUUUCUCGACGUGGCUUUCAAAGACCUUCCUCUCGGAGUGGAGCUGUUCCCAGCUGUAAGCAGCGUGAGAGGAGGAGCCAUCAUAAGGUUACGAUACCUGAACGGCGCCACGCGUGACCCCCCUGCCUUGAUGGCUCUGUGUGGACUGUCAAUUCGACAGUUUUUAGGGCAAAAGAGGCAAACUGAAAUGGACAAACUGCCUCUCCCCCCUUGUCUCCAGCACUACCUGCUUUCCACCUACUAAUUCAUGCACAAAAAAAAAUACAAUAGGAAACGUUGGUCACGCAAGUGAAACAAUAUAAUUUAUUUGUAUACAUAAUAUAGCCAUACAAAUGGAUAUAUUAUUUAUCUUAUUUAGUUAGUUUUUAAAGCAUUAACAGUGAGGUGUUCUCUUUCUGUUUGUUUCUUUGUAUGUUUAAUAAAUUACUCCCAUUUGAACUGAA